Messenger RNA from Anneissia japonica, 824 nucleotides. Its product is annotated as autophagy-related protein 16-1-like. The record is from RefSeq and is a predicted model, not a curated record. Gene Ontology annotation, biological process: autophagosome assembly. NCBI's taxonomy places the organism in Eukaryota, Metazoa, Echinodermata, Crinoidea, Comatulida, Comatulidae. Gene Ontology annotation, cellular component: autophagosome membrane. Gene Ontology annotation, molecular function: protein binding.
AAUGCUCAACAGAUUAUUGAUGUUACAAAAAAGUUACAAGCAAAAGAGAAAGAGUUAGAUUCAGCAAAGGAUAAAAUUGCUGAGUUAGAAACCAGUCUAGAUGCCUACAAAACCGAAAUAAAAGGUUUAGAAGACACAGUAAUGCAGAAAGAUAAAGAAAAUGAGAUAAUACGAGAUGAGCAGCAAGCCCUGCAGCUGGCUUAUACUGGUUUGGAGGCGAAGUUACGUAAAGUACAAGAAGAGUUCGAUGAUUUAUUGAAGCGAUGGCUGGAAUUAAAAGCACUGGAUGCAAACAUUGUCAACAAUAGUAACGAUAAGUUCCUUGAGGAACAGAAAAAAAAGCAAAAAAUUAUUUUGGAUGAGGCAGUCAAACCUGUUGUAACAUCCCCAUGCCCUGUAAUAACGCCUAUUUCAGUGUCGUGUGUUCCAACUAAAGUUCUCAGGAAGUUUGAUGCACAUGAAAAUGAUGUGAGCGCAAUCUGUUGUAGCCCUUCAGGAAAGAAGUUUGCAACUGGUGGUGCUGAUAGGAAAGUCAAUCUUUGGGAGUUUUCUAUACGUGAUGCAUCCUCUUCUAGUCAGAAAUUAGCAAGUCUAAUGGGUAGCAAUGCAGGAGUAACGUCUGUAGACUUUGAUGUUCAGGAACAUUUUGUACUUGGAGCUUCCAGUGACUUUGCAAUGAGAGUGUGGGGUGUUCAGGAUCAUAGGUUAAAGCAUGCACUGACAGGUCACAGUGGAAAAGUCCUAGCGGCUAAAUUCCUCGGAGAUGCUAAUAAAGUCGUGUCUGGCAGUCAUGAUAGAACUCUCAAGAUAUGGGACUUGAGAAG